Messenger RNA from Neofelis nebulosa (Clouded leopard), 1419 nucleotides. RefSeq names its product napsin A aspartic peptidase (gene NAPSA). Lineage: Eukaryota; Metazoa; Chordata; Mammalia; Carnivora; Felidae. The transcript has 9 exons. Gene Ontology annotation, cellular component: lysosome. The coding region runs from base 82 to 1350 and encodes 422 amino acids. Gene Ontology annotation, biological process: proteolysis. The record is from RefSeq and is a predicted model, not a curated record. Gene Ontology annotation, molecular function: aspartic-type endopeptidase activity.
CAGAAACCCGGAGGCGGGCGGUGAACAGGGCGGAGUCUCUGAGGAAAGAAAACGGAUGGGUCAACACUCGGGUCCCCAGAGAUGUCUCCGCUACCGACGCUUCUGCUGUGGUUGCUGCUGCUGCUGACUGUGGAGCCUGCCAGCGCCUCGCUGAUCCGGAUCCCUCUCCGCCGAGUGCACACUGGACACAGGACUCUGAACCCACUGAGGGGAUGGGGGAAGCCAGCAGCGACCCCCGCUUUGCGGGCCCCCUCCCCUGGAGACAAGCCCACCUUCGUACCUCUCUCUAACUACAUGAAUGUCCAGUAUUACGGGGAAAUUGGACUGGGAACGCCCCCACAAAACUUCUCUGUCGUUUUUGACACUGGCUCCUCCAAUCUCUGGGUCCCGUCCAUAAGAUGCCACUUCUUCAGCCUGCCCUGCUGGCUCCACCACCGUUUCAACCCCAAGGCCUCCAGCUCCUUCCAACCCAAUGGGACCAAGUUUGCCAUUCAGUAUGCAGCUGGGAGGCUAGCUGGCAUCCUGAGUGAGGACAAGCUGACUAUUGGAGGAAUUAUGAAUGCAUCAGUGAUUUUUGGAGAGGCUCUGUGGGAGCCCAGCCUGGUGUUCACUUUUGCCCGCUUCGAUGGGAUACUGGGCCUUGCUUUCCCCGUUCUGGCCGUGGGAGGGGUCCGACCCCCACUGGAUGUACUGGUGGACCAGGGGCUACUGGAUAAGCCUGUCUUCUCCUUCUACCUCAACAGGGAUCCCGAAGCGGCCGAUGGAGGAGAGCUGGUCCUGGGGGGCUCCGAUCCGGCUCACUAUAUCCCACCCCUCACCUUCGUGCCGGUCACGAUCCCCGCCUACUGGCAGAUCCACAUGGGGCGUGUGAAGGUGGGCACAGGGCUGACUCUUUGUGCCCAGGGCUGCGCUGCCAUCCUGGACACGGGCACAUCCCUCAUCACAGGACCCACUGAAGAGAUCCGGGCCCUGAAUACAGCCAUUGGAGGAAUCUCCUUGCUGGUGGGCGAGUACCUCAUCCAGUGCGAGACAAUCCCCACGCUGCCCCCCGUCUCCUUCCUCCUUGGUGGGGUCUGGUUUAACCUCACGGCUCAGGACUACGUCAUCCAGAUUGUUCGGGGUGGUUUCCGCCUCUGCUUGUCUGGCUUCCAGGCCCUCGACAUGCCUCCGCCUGCAGGGCCCCUCUGGAUUCUCGGCGAUGUCUUCUUGCGGGCCUACGUAGCCGUCUUCGACCGCGGGAACCUGACGAGCGGGGCCCGAGUGGGGCUGGCGCGCUCACGCUUUGGGGAAACCGAACCACCAAGGGGUGGGCCCGCGCAGGCGCAGUUCUCCGGCUGGCGCCUCGGUUAGGCGCAGGCGCACCGAGUGGUAGUCGAGGCCCAGGUACUCCAUAAAAAUCCGUUCUUACCAUUGACUCUA